Molecule: messenger RNA, 549 nt
Organism: Exophiala dermatitidis NIH/UT8656
Lineage: Eukaryota; Fungi; Ascomycota; Eurotiomycetes; Chaetothyriales; Herpotrichiellaceae
Product: phosphatidylserine decarboxylase
Exons: 3
Coding region: 1-549 (182 amino acids)
Biological process (GO): protein folding in endoplasmic reticulum
Cellular component (GO): EMC complex
Source: RefSeq, a predicted model, not a curated record
AUGUCUACUGCACAGCCCAAAUGGGUUGUCGAGUUGAACAAUGGCCUUCCAGCCAAACCCAAAAACGCCAAUAGUAUACCCGAUCCGCCUGGGCUCUCAGCAGCCAAAUCAGUCACAGGGAAACAGAAGUCGCAAGUAGUGGGCAGGAAACCUCCAACCGCAGAGGAAACAGCGACCUUGAAACUCAAGAAAGCAUGGGAGAUUGCUCUUGCGCCCGCUAAGCAAGUCCCGAUGCAGGCCAUCAUGGCCUACAUGUCGGGAAACUCCCUCCAAAUCUUCUCCAUCAUGAUGGUAUUUAUGCUCUUCAAGAACCCUAUCCAAGCUAUCUCGCAAACCAACAUGGCCUUCUCGCGGUUCGAAAGUGCAGGAUCUCGCGGGCAGAUGCUGGGGAUAAAGGCUGUCUACGUCUUGAUGCAAUGCCUGCUACUGGGGUUGGGUAUCUACAAGGUGAACAGCAUGGGUUUACUGCCUACAACGCGAAGUGACUGGCUGGCAUGGGAAUAUGAAAGACAACCUCUGGAACGAGCAUAUUUUGCAUUUGGUCAAUGA